This is a messenger RNA of Hevea brasiliensis (rubber tree), 729 nucleotides long. RefSeq lists its product as uncharacterized. The transcript is spliced from 2 exons. NCBI's taxonomy places the organism in Eukaryota, Viridiplantae, Streptophyta, Magnoliopsida, Malpighiales, Euphorbiaceae. Bases 1 to 729 code for a protein of 242 amino acids. The record is from RefSeq and is a predicted model, not a curated record.
AUGGAGAGUGGUAUUGAGUCCUGUAGGUUCACUGGGUUUUAUGGUUGGGCAGAAAGGAGUAAUAAGCGUUUGUCUUGGCAAUUAUUGAGAAGUUCAUAUACUGCAUCUCAUCUUCUGUGGGUGGUGGGAGGAGUUGCAAGACCGGAUCAGUAUCUUCAUGCAUUUCAGGAAGUUCUUUCUGAUACGGGUUUGAUGGAUAUGGGAUAUAAAGGGUACCCGCUUACUUGGGAUAAUGGGAGGUUGGGAGACGAGUUUGUGGAAGAAAGGUUGGAUAAAGUAGUGAUGUCUCUUACAUGGCAAGAAUUAUUUCCAUGUGCAUGCUUGUUUCAUUGUCUUCAUUCUAGUUCCGAUCAUUUCUCGAUAUUGCUUGACACUGAAGGUGAGGAGGUAGUUGCGAUGCAACGUUCUUAUCAGUUCAGAUUUGAAUCCAUGUGGACGAGGGAAGAGGCUUGCAGAGUGAUAGUGCACUCUAGUUGGGAUCAUAUGGCGGGGGGUGAUGUUGGGGAGGUAUGGUUUGCGAAAGUGGCUGGUUGUACUAAAAGCUUGAUUGAUUGGAGUAAAAGCUCUUUUGGAAAUUUAAAGCAUCAGAGAAGGGAUAUUAUUGCGGCUUUAGAACGGGUUAGUGCUUCCUCUAAUGAGUAUGACAUGGAAUCUGGACGGAUCUUAAAAGCCAAACUAGCUAAAGUGUCCCUGAGGGAGGAGAUGAUGUGGAAACAACGAUCUCGGUAA